CGGCUCCCUACUCUAAAAGAGCUAAACACCAGAUAAACGCCGCACUAACAGGAUAAAAGCUCAUACGUCGCGAAAUAGAUAUAUUUUUUUAAAGUCUAAACUGAAAGCGGAAUGGAAAAGCCGUACCUGGUCACAUGUACUGCCCCCGUGAACAUAGCUGUCAUUAAAUACUGGGGGAAAAGGAACGAAGAAUUGAUUCUGCCAAUCAACUCAUCUCUGAGCGUGACGUUGCAUCAAGACCAGUUAAAAACAACAACAACAGUUGCAACCAGCAGAUCGUUUAAGGAGGAUCGAAUAUGGCUGAAUGGCAAAGAGGAGGACAUCACCCAUCCAAGACUUCAGUCUUGUCUCAGAGAAAUUCGAAGAUUGGCACGAAAGAGGCACAAUGACGGAGACGCUACUUCCACUGAGUUGACUGGUCUUUCUCAAAAAGUCCACAUUUGCUCUGUAAACAAUUUUCCCACCGCUGCUGGACUCGCCUCGUCUGCUGCAGGCUUUGCCUGUCUAGUUUACAGUCUCGCUCAGGCAUUUGGUGUAGAAGGAGAGCUGUCUGGUGUCGCUCGUCAAGGUUCUGGCAGCGCCUGCCGAAGCAUGUAUGGAGGCUUUGUUCAGUGGAUUAUGGGAAACCAGGAGGAUGGCAAGGACAGUUUAGCCCAGCAGGUGGAGCCAGAGAGUCAUUGGCCUGAACUCAGAAUCCUUGUCCUUGUGGCUAGUGCUGAGAGGAAGCCAGUCGGCAGCACUUCUGGGAUGCAAACUAGCGUACAAACAAGUUGCCUACUAAAGCAUCGGGCAGAGUCUGUUGUUCCUCACCGGAUGGAGGAGAUGAUUAAAGCCGUGCGAGGAAGAGACUUUGCUGCAUUUGCUGAAUUGACCAUGAAAGACAGCAACCAGUUUCAUGCCACCUGCCUGGACACAUACCCUCCAAUCUUCUACCUGAACAGAGUCUCCCAGCAGGUCAUUCACUUGGUGCAUCGAUACAACAGACAUUAUGGGGAGACACGGGUGGCCUACAGUUUUGAUGCCGGGCCAAACGCUGUGAUUUUCACGUUACAACAGCACGUUCCAGAGUUUGUCCACUUCAUCCAGCAUUUCUUCCCACCAGAAACCAAUGGAGAGGACUUCAUCAAAGGUCUUCCAGUCAAGAGUGCUGCCGUCUCUGAGCAGCUGAAACAGAGUGUUGGCUUAGAACCCAUGCCAAAGGGAAUAAGCUACAUUAUUAGCACCAAGGCUGGUCCAGGCCCCCGGGUUGUGAAGGAUCCCUCUCUACACCUGCUGUCACCUGAUGGCUUUCCUAAACUAUAAGACAUAAACUUUAGUUCUUUGAAAGUAGCUUUGUUUUUUUUUGUUUUUUUACGUUUACAGAUUUAUACAGUUUAUUAUGGAGCCCCUAAAGGGACAUGGAGGUAAAAAAAAAAAUAAUAGUAUUGGUUUCUCAUGCACACGAGAAAAAAAACCCAGUGUGCAGCACAGCAGCUGAUCAAAGCCAGUGCAUCCCCGGUACCAAAACAAACUACAUGACUUUAGAACUCGUUUUAGGUGACGUUCAGAGGUAACAUAACGGUGACACCAGGCAAGCAAAGCUAAAGUCUUUGUAGGGGAGUCCUAAGAAAUAAUAACCACUUAGUUCCUCGUGUGCAACAGUUGGUUUAUUGUGCGCAUGAGAAACCAGUACAAUUUCUUUUACAUCUAUGUCCCUUUAGGGGCUCCGUAGUUUAUGCCAGCAUAGAAGCAAAAUAAAUCUUAAUUUCCCCAUGUAAACUGUACAGUGCGUCUUCUAAGUCACUUCAAAUCACGAGUUUUUAGGUUCUAUUCUAAAUAAAUGUUAAAUGUGACAGCA
Oryzias latipes (Japanese medaka) is the source of this 1837-nucleotide messenger RNA. It is a transcript of the gene mvda, whose product is annotated as mevalonate (diphospho) decarboxylase a. Gene Ontology annotation, cellular component: cytosol. The record is from RefSeq and is a predicted model, not a curated record. Gene Ontology annotation, biological process: isopentenyl diphosphate biosynthetic process, mevalonate pathway; isoprenoid biosynthetic process. Gene Ontology annotation, molecular function: diphosphomevalonate decarboxylase activity. NCBI's taxonomy places the organism in Eukaryota, Metazoa, Chordata, Actinopteri, Beloniformes, Adrianichthyidae.